AUGACGAAGGUAUGGAUACGAUGCUGACAAAUGACAAGGCAACGCUCAUACAGAUGUGGUGCCCGAAGAGCUAUGGUUCAGUGAGGGGCCAAAUACCUAAACGAGAUCGGCUCACUUACACUUGGCGUGAACUUGAUGUGUUCGGCGAAGCACCGAAAGACGAGAACAAACGCGAACCACUGUGUAACCGCCUUCGCUACUGUCUGCGCCAGCACCGGGAUAUCAAUCCGCGCAAACACUUGUUGAAGAACGUCACCGGUGUCGCUCGAAGUGGUGAGCUACUGGCCGUCAUGGGAAGCUCUGGGGCAGGCAAAACCACGCUUCUCAACGCACUGGCAUUUCGCUCACCUUCUGGAGUGAAGAUAUCGCCGAAAGCGGUUCGUGCAUUAAACGGAAUACCGAUAAAUGCGGAGCAGUUGCGAUCCCGGUGCGCCUAUGUUCAGCAGGACGACCUGUUUAUUCCAUCGCUCACGACUAAAGAGCACCUCGUUUUUCAAGCCCUGCUCCGAAUGGGGCGCGACGUACCAAACACCGUCAAACUGCAUCGUGUUAACGAAGUGCUCCAAGAUCUAUCGCUUAUGAAGUGCGCAGACAUAAUCAUCGGUGCACCUGGCCGCACAAAGGGCCUUUCUGGUGGGGAGCGUAAGCGAUUAGCGUUCGCAUCCGAAACGCUCACUGAUCCGCAUCUGCUCCUGUGUGACGAACCGACAUCAGGACUAGAUUCGUUUAUGGCACAUAGUGUACUACAGGUUUUGAAGGGUAUGGCGAUGAAGGGCAAAACUAUUGUCUUCACAAUUCAUCAGCCAUCAUCCGAGCUGUACUGUUUGUUUGAUCGCAUUUUGCUGGUUGCGGAGGGUCGUGUGGCGUUCCUUGGAUCACCUUAUCAGUCGGCGGAGUUUUUCUCGCAAUUGGGAACUCCUUGUCCACCAAACUACAAUCCGGCUGACUUCUACGUACAGAUGCUGGCGAUUGCUCCGUCAAAAGAAACUGAGUGCCGGGAAACUAUAAAAAAAAUCUGUGAUUCCUUCGCAGUCAGUCCUCUUGCACGGGAGGUCCUUGAUGCAGCAUCUGCUACUAAUGCUUAUUUUUUGCAACCGUUGGAUACUAUCUAUGGGAUUGGAUACCGUUCAAGUUGGUGGACACAAUUUUACUGCAUACUAUGGCGUUCUUGGUUGAGUGUGUUAAAGGAUCCCAUGCUAGUGAAAGUUCGACUUUUGCAGACAGCGAUGGUGGCAACACUUAUCGGCUCAAUUUAUUUUGGUCAGGUUCUUGACCAAGACGGUGUGAUGAAUAUCAACGGUUCCUUGUUUCUGUUUCUUACCAACAUGACCUUCCAAAAUGUAUUCGCCGUCAUCAACGUAUUCUCUGCUGAGUUGCCUGUGUUUCUGCGCGAGAAACACUCUCGUCUUUACCGCGUCGACACAUACUUUAUGGGGAAAACCAUUGCUGAAUUGCCGCUAUUCAUCGCCGUACCAUUCGUAUUCACUUCCAUCGCCUACCCAAUGAUUGGGUUGAAGGCAGGUGUUUCGCACUAUCUCACGACACUUUUUGUUGUUACGCUCGUUGCCAACGUUUCUACCUCAUUUGGGUACCUCAUAUCCUGCGCCAGCUCUUCUAUUUCGAUGGCCCUCUCUGUGGGACCUCCAAUCGUGAUUCCAUUUCUCAUCUUUGGUGGUUUCUUUCUUAAUUCGGCAUCGGUUCCGCCAUAUUUCAAGUACCUUUCAUACUUGUCCUGGUUUCGGUACGCAAACGAAGCAUUGCUUAUAAACCAAUGGAGCACCAUCGGUGAUGGUGAAAUUGCAUGUCCGCGUUCCAAUGUCACCUGUCCACAAUCGGGUGAAAUCAUUCUGCAAACGUUUAAUUUUCGUAACGAAAACUUUAUGACCGAUAUAAGUUGUCUGUUUGGACUAAUCAUCCUCUUUAGAAUCGGUGCUUUGUUUUGCCUGUGGUUGCGUUCGCGCAGUAAGGAGUAAUCGAUAGAACUUAUAGCUCUUAAAUCGUUUACCCUUUCAAUUUUUUUCGCAAAAAGUAACAGAACAUCAUGGCUCAUUCAACGAUAUUUUUCGAAAAAUUAUGUUACAGGUGUGUAACUGAACAACAAGUUUUUCAAAUGUUAUUUUAUUCGUCUUGGUAAUCUUCAAACCCGAAAAACGGACUAGGGGACAAUUCACGAUUGAGGCGUGAGAGCCGUGUGCGCAGGAUAGAAUUAGUAAGGUAUGCGUAGCCGAAAGCGGAGAAGGUUAACUGUACGUUACAUAUAAAAUAAAUCGACGGGACACUGUC
Messenger RNA from Anopheles bellator, 2283 nucleotides. It is a transcript of the gene w, whose product is annotated as protein white. Bases 12 to 1973 code for a protein of 653 amino acids. Lineage: Eukaryota; Metazoa; Arthropoda; Insecta; Diptera; Culicidae. The record is from RefSeq and is a predicted model, not a curated record. Gene Ontology annotation, biological process: transmembrane transport. The transcript is spliced from 4 exons. Gene Ontology annotation, cellular component: plasma membrane. Gene Ontology annotation, molecular function: ATP hydrolysis activity; ABC-type transporter activity; ATP binding.